UGGAUAAAUGAUGAAUGAUGUUGAACUGGAGUUGCUAAGAUUGAUUGACUACAGUUUUGCUUUCAAAAAAGUUUAGAUUCUGAUGAUUCUGUGAUUUUUCUCAAAUAUUUGGUAAUUUCUAGUGAAAAAUAUGUGAAUGAAUGAAAAUCCGUUUUUAACUUUUCACGUUUCCUUUUAGCCGUUUAUGUGAAAAUAAAGUUGGAUUCUUCUGUGGGGGUGGAGGGGGUGUCUUUAGGUAGCUUGAAUUAUGUUGGAGGGGUGGAGUGGAUUGGGUGGUGUAUUGAUCGUUGGGGGCGUGCUGCAGUUUGUUGGGGCAGAACCUGCUGGGUGUCAGCAGCUCAGAGGAGGAGAAAGGGUGGGUGGGGGCAAGAUAAAUAAGUCCAUAAAGGAUGCUUUCAGAGAGUUGGAGAGAGGAGAGGGGGUGCCGGUCAAACAGCCCCCCCGGCUUGUCGGAGGCUGCUGGCUGCAUUGCAGAGAGCCGGCUGGGGGGUUGAAGCUGAGCAGACGGGACGGGCAGAGUGGGGGGGAAUCGGGGCUCCUCAGCGGCAGACACAAACCGGCAAUGCAGCAGGAGCUGCAAGGGGGGGGCUGUCUCCCUCCUGCAUGAUCAAACUCCACAUUAGUAUCAUUCAGACGCAGGAUGGGGAGCAGCAGAGGAGAAAGUGAAGCUCUGAUCAACCCCCAGCUGGGGGGAUUCGUGUCCCGGGACAGUAGAUAGGAGGAAGAGGAGGAGGAGGAGGAGGAGGCUGACGGACGUGGAGGAGGGAGGUGCUUCGAGCUCCCAGCUGUAUUUUUGGGAUCUUCUGAAAUAAGCAAGCAAGCUGGAAUAAAGAUGUAGUGUGAGCCGGAGGAGGGAGGGGGUCAGAACAAGGAGAGUGCUGUGCUGAGGGGAGGAGAGGGCUGGACGGGGAGACCAAUCUGGGGGGAGACCAAGACGGAGGGUCCACCGGGCCAGGAAGAUGCCCUCUCGCUGCAGGAAUGCGGUGAACAUCGUGGUCACCACCCUCUUUGCUGCGGUGGUGCUCUUCGCCAUCCUGCUGGCCUACGUCACAGGGUACCAGUUCAUCCACACCGAGCAGCACCACCUGUCCUUUGGUCUCUACGGUGCCUUCCUCUCCCUCCACCUCUUCCUCCAGAGCCUCUUCGCCUUCCUGGAACACCGGCGGAUGAGGAGCCCCGCCCAGCCUCGACACCUCCGCCGCUCCGUGGCCCUCUGCAUCGCAGCGUACCAGGAGGACCCCGACUACCUGAGGAAGUGUCUGCGCAGCGUGCGCCGCAUCUCCUUCCCAGGCCUGAAGGUGGUGCUGGUGGUGGACGGGAACCGACCAGAGGACCGCUACAUGAUGGACAUUUUCCAUGAGGUGAUGGGCGGAGCCGACCAGGCCGGCAGUGUGGUCUGGAAGGGGAACUACCACAGCGACGGGAGUGGAGGAGGAGGAGUCAGAGGCAGGGGGAGGAGCACGGUGCACAUGGAGGAGGCGGCUCGGGUCACUCGGAUCGUCAGAGGCUGCCGGUACUCAUGCAUCAUGCAGGAGUGGGGAGGGAAGAGGGAGGUGAUGUACACCGCCUUCAAGGCUCUUGGGGACAGCGUGGACUACGUUCAGGUGUGCGACUCAGACACGGUUCUAGAUCCAGCUUGUACCAUUGAAAUGCUGAAGAUCCUGGAGGAAGAUCCUAUGGUGGGCGGGGUCGGCGGGGAUGUGCAGAUCCUCAACAAGUACGACUCGUGGAUCUCCUUCCUCAGCAGCGUGCGUUACUGGAUGGCGUUCAACGUGGAGCGAGCCUGCCAGUCCUACUUCGGCUGUGUGCAGUGCAUCAGCGGCCCUCUGGGCAUGUACAGGAACUCUCUGCUGCAGCGCUUCCUGGAGCCCUGGUACCACCAGACCUUCCUCGGCUCCAAGUGCAGCUUCGGCGACGACCGCCACCUCACCAACCGGGUGCUCAGCUUCGGCUACAAGACCAAAUUCACCGCUCGAUCGCAGUGCCAGACAGAGACGCCCACGCAGUAUCUGCGCUGGCUCAACCAGCAGACACGAUGGAGCAAGUCGUACUUCCGCGAGUGGCUCUACAACGCCUUGUGGUUCCACAAGCACAGUCUGUGGAUGACCUACGAGUCAGUGGUCACUGGCUUUUUCCCCUUCUUCCUGGUGGCCACGGUCAUCCACCUGUUCUACCGUGGCCGUCUGUGGAACAUCUUGCUGUUCCUGCUGACCGUCCAGCUGGUGGGCAUGGUGAAGGCCACGUACGCGUGCUUCCUGCGUGGAAGCCUCGUCAUGAUCUUCAUGUCUCUGUAUUCGCUGCUCUACAUGUCCAGCCUCCUCCCGGCCAAGAUGUUCGCCUUGCUCACCAUCAACAAAGCUGGGUGGGGCACCUCGGGCCGCAGGAAGAUUGUGGUGAACCUCAUCGGCGCUGUGCCGGUCACAGCGUGGGCUCUGGUGCUGCUCGGAGGCGUGGCCUACACCGUCUACUGUGAAACCCAGCAGCGCUUCAGUGAAAUGGAGAAAGCCUUGUUGAUAGCGGGAACCGUCCUGUACGCCUGCUACUGGCUCAUCCUGCUGGUCCUCUACCUGGCAGUGGUUGCCAAGCGAUGCAACAAGAGGGAGGAGCAAUAUCACCUGUCGUACGCAGAGGCAUGAAGCCGAGGUUGCUGGGAUGUCCGUGUCAGUGCCGCCGCCCCAGGGAGGUCUCUGCAGGAGACGCGAGGAGCUAAGAUCUUCAUCUCUGGUGCUACAUGUGAAGAGAUGAGCAGGCCCACCAUCUCUGCCGUUUCUUCUAUUCUCUCUGGUGCUUCACUCCAAACCAAGCAGGACUUUAAAGGGUCCGGACUGUUCUGGAGACUGGGAUUAUUUGAGAGCGUAGAAGAAUGAAAUGAAGACAUUUCAGAUUAGCAGCUGAUUCAGAAGAGAGAAGAAAAAAAAUCUGAAUAGUUUUGGAAAAGACAAAAUCUGGAAAUGUUUCCACUCUAAAAACAGGAUUUCUGUUUGGACAAAAGAAGAGCUGCAAUAGAGGAAAUCAAGCAGAACACAUAGUCAGACAGAAGGUGCACAAGAUAAGGUCACAUGCAGGGUUGGGAUUUAGUUUGAUCUCAGCAGGCCUCACAAUUCACAGCGUAAAUACGUAAUUUUAAGAAACCUUGGAUUCUGUGUACAGUAGAAUAAAAUUCAUCAAUAUAGAUCAUAAACUUGUUCUGGAAUGAAUACAUUGGAAGAAAACCCACAAUAAUGACCUCUUAAAGACCCACUCCGAUCACUCUUUUAUGGACCCACUACCAUGUAAAUAAUGUUUUUGGUGUUUUUAACAUGUUCUUGUUGCAAUUUUCUGAUUGUGGAGAACAUAUGUAAAGAAAGUUUGGCUUAAAAAUACGUUUCUGGGUAUUUCGUUUUUCAAAUCAUAUUGAUUUAUGAGCAGAAGAAAGAAAUGCUGCUUGAAAAAGCUUGUAAUUGUUAUAUAUAAACUACUAGCUUCUUGCUCCACUUCAUUCUGAUGUAUCCCCUUGCAGACAAAUAGAUUCAUAAACAUCUUUAUUUUCCUCGUCUAAGCUCGAACCUGGAUCUAAACUGUUC
Molecule: messenger RNA, 3563 nt
Organism: Oryzias melastigma (Indian medaka)
Lineage: Eukaryota; Metazoa; Chordata; Actinopteri; Beloniformes; Adrianichthyidae
Gene: has3
Product: hyaluronan synthase 3
Exons: 5
Coding region: 960-2636 (558 amino acids)
Biological process (GO): hyaluronan biosynthetic process; extracellular matrix assembly
Molecular function (GO): hyaluronan synthase activity
Source: RefSeq, a predicted model, not a curated record